Messenger RNA from Lachancea sp. 'fantastica', 1170 nucleotides. The record is from the annotation of a GenBank genome assembly. Lineage: Eukaryota; Fungi; Ascomycota; Saccharomycetes; Saccharomycetales; Saccharomycetaceae.
AUGAAUACAAAGUCCACCAUGAACAGUCAGAAUGUUUUGGAGCGCUCUCUUCUUGAAUAUAUGAAUUCUUCCUCAAGCAGGAAAGACUUUGAAGAAUCUUUGGCGCCAAAAAUCAGGAAUAUUAAGAUAACCAAACUGCAAAACGUCAAAACCGUUAUAUCAGAAAUCGAUACGAUUCUGUCACUGUCUAAAAAUGGAAUCGAUCAACAUGCAGAACACAUAGUAAUAACGCUUGAAAGCUCGAUCGGAAAGGCUAAAGCUCCGUUGAGCUACCCAUUUUACGGUUUUGAGAAAUUGGCGGGCCCUCCAGCAACAAAAAGCGCAGUUCUGUUGAAUCUCUUGAACCGCAUUUCAGCUAUCGCGAAAUCUGGAGAGAGUUGCACGAUUCGUGACGUUUUCUACAUGAAUGUCGAGCUCUAUAACAAUCAGCAAGUAGUUUCGGAAUCCUUGCGCGAAAUAGCUGACGCUUUCAAAGUGACUGAUUUAAAUGAACUUGGCAUCUACGCAGCACAAAAGGGCCUGUGUUUCACGCCUGUGGCGUUACAUUUCGAUAUGGGAAAUAUGAUACUCAGCAACCAAAAAUCGCUUGUACCGCUAAUGAGUUCUUCCGUGCAAUUUUCGGGCAAUUGGUCUUUGGUAAAGCGCGUAGUCGUGGUUGAAAAAGACGCCAUUUUCAGCAAACUGAUUGAAAACACAAGUCUUAAUAAAGAAUGCAUUUUUAUAACGGGCAAAGGCUUUCCAGACUGGCUGACACGUUAUUUUCUUUACAAAUUGAUGGUGUGCUGUCCGCCAGAAGUGGACUUUGAAAUAUACACUGACAGCGACCCCUACGGCAUUGAAAUUGCUCUUAAGUACAUUUACAAUGGUGUCAAGAUCGAAUAUCAGUGCCCGCGGCUGAUUUACCGUGGUGUCAUGAUACAGGAUCUAUUGCGCAACCCCAAUGGGUCUCGUAAUGGGCUCCAGCUACUGAACUUAUCGUGUCGCGACUCCAGAUACGCUUUGAAAUUAUUGACGCGUUUAGAGGGUACGAACUUGAAAAUGUCAAAGAAAAGGGUGCUGAUGCAAGAGCUACAGCGCCAAUUGUUUUACCAAAAAAAAGCAGAAAUGAAUACGGUAUGUGAAGCCAAUUUUGCCCAAUACCUUAUGGCUAAAUCGCCCAUUCGAUAUUGA